AUGGGGUCCGAGAACCGUUCAGUAGCCCGCUACGAGACAACAGUGGUAUACACUAAUCCAGAGGCCAAUGUUGACAUUGUUCUUGUCCAUGGGCUCAAUGGAACGCCCGACAAGACAUGGACGGCCAAGAAUGGAACUUUCUGGCCUCUAGACCUAUUACCAGUCGCACUCAGAGGCGCCCAGGCUAACAUCCUGGUCUAUGGGUAUAAUGCAGACGUCUACUCCAAAAAGAACAAUCAAACAGCCAGCGACAGCUUCAUUCACCAGCAUGCGCAGAAUCUCAUAACAAAUCUGACCCUCCAUCGCCAAAGCGAAGGCACGUUCAAGAACCCCAUCAUUUGGGUAUGCCAUAGCUUGGGGGGCAUCCUCGUCAAACGAGCUCUCCUCUACUCAUGUGAUGUUCGCGAACCUCACCUGGAGCAUUUCCGAUCCAUUUUCGUUUCGACCUUCGGCCUGGUCUUCUUAGGAACACCUCAUGUUGGCUCAGAUGCAGCUACUUGGGGUCUCAUUCUUCAGGCCAUGUCCGAUGCAGUCAUACCCAAGAGGUUUUUCGACACUGAGUCGGUGCUUUUGAAGACUCUUAAGAAAGACAACGAAACCCUGGCGAAUAUCAACAGUCACUUUUUGGAUAUAUACCAGCGCUUUGAGAUUCAUAUGGUUCGCGAGAAUCAGAAGACGGAUAUAAAGGGCCACAAAAUUUUCAUUGUUGAUGCCAACUCAGCUGGACCUCAGUUGCCUGGUGUUACUUACUACGGGAUAGAGGCGUCGCACUCCAACAUGUGCAAGUUUGAUGGCACCAACUCUCCAGGCUUUCGUAACAUUGCUAUCACUAUACAGCAGUGGAUUCAGAGGGCCCCAUAUGCUACCCAGGAGCGAUGGCUUGCCGAAGAAGACGAGAGACGAGCGCGUGCCAUGGCAAGGGCAAAUGAGAUUAUGUCGCCUUACACAAGUCAGACUCAGACACCUGUGCUGGGUCAUGAUACAUCAUCGUUAAGAGGGAAGAAGCCAGUCCUGGAAGGAUCAUCUCUGGCGCUACUCAACAGAGAUGAAUCAAUCUUCGUUCACCCGGAACGCUUCCGACCCAACUCGCUCUUCAGAGGUCGACAGCAAGAGUUGCAGAAUCUUCAUGCCAUGCUCAUGGACCGACAGCGCAGAGACCAAGGUACCUCUGCUGUUCUCAUAUGGUCAGUUCCUGGAGGGGGAAAGACACAUCUCGCCAGGGAAUAUGCUUUCAAGCAUCGCCAUGACUACUCAUGCGGCGUCUUCUGGAUACGCACAAAGACUCCUGAAGAUCUCGAAGACGGAUUCUUGAGGAUUGCAAAACAUGCCAUGUCUCGGGCAGAAAUUGAUAUACAGGACGAGACCACUCUCCAGAAUCCGAGCAAGGUGAUCCAUUUGGUUCGAAACUGGCUUGAUCGAUCAGAGAACUGGCUCCUCAUCCUGGAUGGAGCUCUAUAUGACACCCCGAAUCUGAAGAAUUGCAUACCCGAUGCGAGAAACUCAAGCCUGAUCCUUACGUCUACUGACACAUCCAUCGCAGGGGACCAUCACUUUGACAAUCCCCAGAAACUCGAACUCGGACCCCUGGCUGAUAAUGAUGCUCACACAUUGCUGCUUGAGGGUAUGGACAAGAAGAAACCCUGGACUCAGGACGAUUUCGACCGCGCUCUCGAAGUAGUUCGGUUGGUCGAAGGUCUGCCACUAGCCAUACAUACCGCAGCUGGCCAAAUGAAAGCUACCAAAGAGCCACUGGCAAAGUACAUUCGAUCUUGCAAGAAGCGACCCCGUACCGGCGGGCUGGGGGCUUACAAAGCUGUGCGAGAAAAGCUUAAGGAACGAGGGGAGACAGCGGCGCUUAACCUCAUGUACUUACUCGCAUUCUGGGGAGGACGGGUGCCGGUCGAGAUGCUAUCACUUGGCCUCAAAGCACUUGACAAACGCACUCCUGUGCGUACCCAUGACUCCAUGGGUAAGCGGAGUCUUAACAAGACAUUCACCGUUCUCAUAGCGUUUGCUCUCAUCGAGCGUGACGAGAUAGAAGAUGUCCCAUCCGUGAGCACGCCCAGCGAGACGAUCCCGAGUUCAAGACCAAUGGAGCCUCUCGAUUUGCUCAAGAUCCACGGCAUAGUGCAAAGCUUCUUUCUUGAGGCCUUGAAAAAAGACGGGCAGUACAACUUUUGGCUUGAACGUGCUGCCGCUGUUUUCCUCGAGUCUUUUGACCGGGGAGAUAGCCGUGCCAAGAACAAUAAGGAGAUGGGUAUUCCAGAUGACUAUCGAAGGCCGAGUCUAGAACUCAUGUCCGUUGAGCAAGCCUUGCAAGGCCGUUUCGAGGGUAUGCAGGUUAAGAUUCGCACCUUGGCGCGCUCAAUGACCACAGACUCUGAAGGAAGAUGGGUUCGGGGACCCUAUGUGUCGGUAUUUGAGAAAAGCAACAGUGCUUCUCUGUCGAGUUCUUUUACCACUCCGGACGAUGACGACAUCGAGGAAGAAAAGCAAACCUCUUGGGACUUGCGCACGAGUUUCCCUUCUCUAGAAGCAGACAACGAUGCACCAUAUCCUUACGAUAGUACGAUGCCCGUACCAGUGUUCUAUGAGGAUGACGAUAACCUGAUGGGAAGCGUGGUUUCUCAGCAACGGCCAGCAGAAAGGCGUUCAAGUGGCAACAGCCCGAGGGUGUCUGAACGUAAUCUGAACGGUAGUUGGACUUUGAUCAGGGAACCAAGUGUCCCUCGAUCAAGGCCACUCUUUGAGCCUACCGAGCGCGUUACAAGGCCGACAGUCAAAGGCCAGAGCUUGGGGGCUAUUCCUCGACCAGACUUUCACCAUCGAGAGAUAACUCGCGAGCGUGCUGAAGAAAAUCCGUUCAUGGGUUCAGGAGAUGGCAUGAUCCCAACUAUGGAGAUUGCCAACGCAGACUGGCUCACCCAUGAUCGCAUUACAGACCUUCCACGCGCAAGUCAUUCGGAUACAUCUCUCGAUGCAGAUAUUGACCAGUGGGCACCGGGCCUGCCUAUCACCAGCCACUCCGUGAGCAGCCUCAGACCUAUACCUCAUCAUCAUCAGCACCAAGCAUCUUAUCAUCGUCGUACUCUCUCUACUGGGGAGGUUUUGUCAUCUUCCUUGCCAGAUAGCCUUGCAAGCAGCACCCUUCGACCAGCGUCAUCAGGACCUGAAAGUCACUCUUCUCAGCCCAUGUCACGAAACUCUUCAUCUAGAUCAGAUCAGCCUGUCUCGAGUAACCCUCCUGUUCCCAGGUGGGCACGCCGUGUACCAUCGGCCACAGCCACAGAGCCCUCGCCACGACGUAUCACAAAUAGUCCUGACAAUAGCUCUUCGGGGUAUCAAUCAUGGCAGCUGAGACAAUCAGGGCCCUGGAAUCCUGAAGGGGCUUCUAGAAGGGAAAUCACUUCGAGCCCUAGACCAGAGGUGGAGGCGGAUGGCGCGGACAUGGUGAGAUCAGGUUCUGGAGGGAUUCAAUUCCAUGGUCGCAUCAUUGAAUUUGGAAGACUGCAGCCAGCAACUGCGCAACCAGUUUAUCCAUUAGAAAUCAGCGAGUCGACUCACGCUCUGGAAAGCCAGGCUACCGCCACUCGAAGAAGACGGAACACAAAUAGCCAACCUCUUGGUUAUCCCCGACCAGAUAAAUCACGAUAA
Molecule: messenger RNA, 3654 nt
Organism: Fusarium subglutinans
Lineage: Eukaryota; Fungi; Ascomycota; Sordariomycetes; Hypocreales; Nectriaceae
Product: SERAC1
Exons: 5
Coding region: 1-3654 (1217 amino acids)
Molecular function (GO): ADP binding
Source: RefSeq, a predicted model, not a curated record